AUGCUCCUCGGCCCUUUGCUGGCGGCUAUUGCACCAGCAUUGUAUAUAUACCUGGUCCCGCUGAUUACGCCGCGACUCCCAACAUUGGAGAACAAACGCAUCUGCCUCUUGAUUGCGCACCCGGAUGAUGAGGCCAUGUUCUUUGCGCCAACCGUGUUGGCCCUCACCAAACCAGAUACGGGCAAUCACGUCAAGAUUCUGUGUUUGAGCUCAGGCAACGCCGACGGCUUGGGUGAGACUCGCAAGAAGGAGUUAAUCAAGAGCGGCAUGAAGCUCGGUCUGCAGAAGGAGGACGAUUUCUUCGUCAUUGACAGCCCCGACUUUCAAGACUCCAUGACCAACGUAUGGGACAAGACCAAGAUUUCUACCCUCCUCGGCCGCGCCUUUGCUCCGCAGCUCGCCCGCCAGCGCGCUGCCAGUGAGGAGCCCGACGCCAACAUUGACGUCCUCAUCACGUUUGACUCGACCGGCGUCUCCUCCCAUCCGAACCACAUCUCUCUAUACCACGGCGCCCGUGCCUUCAUCGCCGCCCUCUCCGACCCGCGCUGGACUUCCCCCGUCGACCUCUACACCCUGACCUCGGUCCCCUUUGCGCGCAAGUACACCAACUUCCUCGACGCCAUCCCCACGCUCUUCUCCUGGGCCACCACGGCCGGCAGCAACCCCCCGAAACCACCCAAGAAGCCAAAGAAGGAGGACGACGACAGCGACGACGAGGACGAGGAAGACGACAACUACCACCCCACGGCGCUCGUGUUCCUCAGCGAGCUAGGCGCCAAGGGCGGUUGGGCUACGGCGUGGAGUGCAAUGACCACGGCGCAUAAGAGCCAGAUGGUAUGGUUCCGCUACGGCUGGAUCUCGUUGAGUAGGUACAUGGUUCUCAACGACUUGCGACUGGAAAAGGUCGAGGCCGAAGAGGAGACCAAGGCGUGA
This is a messenger RNA of Colletotrichum phormii, 933 nucleotides long. RefSeq names its product GlcNAc-PI de-N-acetylase. Gene Ontology annotation, biological process: GPI anchor biosynthetic process. The coding region runs from base 1 to 933 and encodes 310 amino acids. The record is from RefSeq and is a predicted model, not a curated record. Gene Ontology annotation, cellular component: endoplasmic reticulum. Gene Ontology annotation, molecular function: N-acetylglucosaminylphosphatidylinositol deacetylase activity. The transcript is spliced from 3 exons. Lineage: Eukaryota; Fungi; Ascomycota; Sordariomycetes; Glomerellales; Glomerellaceae.